Molecule: messenger RNA, 372 nt
Organism: Fraxinus pennsylvanica
Lineage: Eukaryota; Viridiplantae; Streptophyta; Magnoliopsida; Lamiales; Oleaceae
Source: the annotation of a GenBank genome assembly
AUGUUGUGGCUGUCUAUUUGGUGUUGCACUGGAGGGAUUCAGCGAGGCGCACAGGGAAUUCUUCGUAGUUUGUGGUGCCAGAGCUAUACCACUACAACCCGUUGUGCAGGAGUCAUAGGUGGUGGUGGCGGCAAUGGAGUUGGGUAUGGGGGUCCCAAUGGAGGGUACUCUAAAGGAGGGACCAUAAAGCCUACUGUAGUGUGCCAAGAAAAGGGUCCAUGUUACAAGAAAAUGCUGGGAUGUCCAGCUAGGACAUCCAAGUGUUUCACUUGGUUCAGCGGUUCCAUGAAGGGCUCUGGCUAUGGUGGAGGGGCGAUGGAUGCACCAUGGACUGCAAGAAGACAUGUUCUGCACAUUGUUAAGCUGAGCUAA